UAAUAUUCUCUCUUAAACCCUUCUUUCCAUUUUGCUUUUUCUUCUAUCUCAUUGACUUUACUUCCACCACUUCAACUCUUUCAAAAAGCUUAACCACAUAACUAAGCAUUGUGAAUAUGUGAUGAUGUUAUAUUAAUUACACAUAAACCAAUAUUAGUGAACUAUAAUAUAUAGUCUUUAUGGAAUCCAAUGGAAUUUUUCCUACUAUAAACAAUGGAUUUAUAGGUGUAGAAAACCCUUCAAAACAACAACAAAAUUCUCAUUCUCACACUUUGCAUCAUCAUCAUCACCAAAUGGUUUCAUAUGAUCAACCUCAUCAAUCAAUAAAACAAACAUACCCUUCUUACUCAUCAAAAACCAUCAAUAAUAACAACAACAACAACAACAAACAAGUCAACCUCAGUGAUGAAGACGAGCCGUGUUUCGGAGCAGAUGAAGCCUCUGGUGGUGACCCAAAGAGAAAAGGAUCACCAUGGCAUAGAAUGAAAUGGACAGACACAAUGGUAAGGCUCUUAAUAAUGGCUGUUUAUUACAUCGGUGACGAAGCGGGUACUUCGGAGAUAGGUGCUGAUAUUAAAAAGAAAGUGAGUGGCUUGUUACAGAAGAAAGGUAAAUGGAAAUCGGUUUCUAAAGGGAUGAUGGAGAAGGGAUACUAUGUUUCGCCACAACAAUGUGAAGACAAGUUCAAUGAUUUGAACAAAAGGUACAAGAGGGUUAAUGAUAUUGUCGGAAAAGGAACAGCUUGUAGGGUUGUUGAGAAUCAAAGCUUGUUGGAUAGUAUGGAUUUGUCGGCGAAACUUAAAGACGAAGCGAGGAAGCUUUUGAAUUCUAAGCACCUUUUCUUUAGAGAAAUGUGUGCUUAUCAUAAUAGUUGUGGCCAUGGGAAUAAUACUUUGCAGCAGCAGCAACAGUCUUCGAAUGAGAAUCAGCCACAACAACAGCAGCAGCAGCAGCAACAGCAGCAACAACAGCAACCUCAGCAGCAGCAGGAGCAACAAUGUUUGCAUUCGUCGAACGGAAUAGGAAUGUUGAAACUGAAAGGAAAAAGCGGAGGAGGAGAAGAGGACGAGGAUGAAGACGAAGAGGAUGAAUGGGAGGAGGAUUCUGAAGAGGAGGAAGAAGAAUCAGGUGAAGAUGAGAAUAAUGAUCAUUUGAGGAAGAAAACAAGGAAGGUUUCGGCUUCGGCUUCGUCAACUGCGAUGAUGCAACAGCUGAGUAGUGAAGUGACAAAUGUGUUGCAAGAUGGAGUGAAGAGUUGUUGGGAGAAGAAGCAGUGGAUGAAGAAGAGGGUUGUGCAGUUGGGAGAAGAACAGAUGAACUAUCAUGUUGAAGGAUUUGAGAUUGAGAAACAAAGGUUGAAAUGGGAGAGGUUUAGUAGUAACAAAGAGAGGGAAAUGGAGAGACAGAAGCUUGAGAAUGAAAGGAAGUGUUUGGAGAUUGAUAGAAUGGUUUUGUUGCUUCGGCAGAAGGAGGUUGAGUUGGAGAAUACUCAGCAGAUGCAGCAACAGCAGCAUUCUUCUACUUAGAGUGGAAGAAAUUUGUGUUUGGAUUUUGUUGUAAUAAGUUAGUUUUUUUUUAUCCAUUAAGUGCAUUAUGAUAAAAAUUGCAUGGAUAUUUGAUGUAUGAGUGUUUGAAUCUGCAAUAACUUUUUUAGCUUAUGCUUUGAAAAAAGAAAAUUGCAUGGAUAUUUGAUGUA
Vicia villosa (hairy vetch) is the source of this 1696-nucleotide messenger RNA. RefSeq lists its product as uncharacterized. Lineage: Eukaryota; Viridiplantae; Streptophyta; Magnoliopsida; Fabales; Fabaceae. The record is from RefSeq and is a predicted model, not a curated record. The transcript has a single exon. The coding region runs from base 180 to 1526 and encodes 448 amino acids.